Messenger RNA from Rana temporaria (common frog), 6050 nucleotides. RefSeq lists its product as uncharacterized. Lineage: Eukaryota; Metazoa; Chordata; Amphibia; Anura; Ranidae. The transcript is spliced from 8 exons. The record is from RefSeq and is a predicted model, not a curated record. The coding region runs from base 369 to 3305 and encodes 978 amino acids.
GGCCAGGAAGGAAACGUUCGCUGCAGAAACAAUAGACUUGUGAGCGGCGGGUGUGCAGGAAAAAUAAGAUCUUAUUCCGCGGAGAUUUCUCACAUCCUCCGAGUCACACAAACACAACUACACGCAUCCUAACAUGAUGACACCUCCACCCAGAGCCAGAGAAACCUGCUAAACCUCCUCAGUGCUGCCGGGAAAGGCGAUCCAAUAAACUCGCCACCCCAGGCGCAGCAUUGAGAUCUCCCCCUUAUUACGUCUAAAUGAUGCUCCUCCAUUCACACUUCCCGUCUGCAGGAUAACAUUCAAACUUGCCUUCCCUUCCCAGCACCGUCCGGGGCUAUAUAGGGUUGUUGUAUCAUUGCAGGGGAGACAUGGAGGAUGCAGCGGUUGGUCAUUGCGAUGAAUCAUCUUCUGAAGAUCAUAAUCGACCUGGGAAUGGCAUUCUCCUAGAUAUUGUAAAUGGGUGUCAUUUAUCCCAUACAGCAGUUUUGGCAAAAGCUGUGGCAAGUGACCAUUUCCAACUGGAGGAGAGUGUAAAAUCAGAAGAUCUUCUGAACAAUAACAAGGAGGUAUCAGAACAAGACUAUUUUACCAACCAAAGAAUUGUAUCUUCAGGGGAUUUUUCCACAGUCAGCGAUCAAAUAUCAGCUGCCAACAAUCCGAAAGAAUCAUUUCUUACAUUAUCUAAAGACAGGAACAGCACAGAAUAUAAAGAGACGCUUAAUCACUUGCGUGACUCAUGUCAGACUACAGAUAAAGGCAAAAUACAAGAUGGGAGAGAACUGUGUAACGUGCAAUCAAAACAAGCUUUAUCUGAUUACACCUUAAAAAAUAACAUUAGUAAAGAUAUUUCAGAGAGCAGUGAAAUAUUUCAAGGAGAGCUGCAGUAUGAAGAGUUCGACAAAGAUACACACAAUCCAUGUGAAGUGAAUAUGUCAAAGCUUCAGGAAAAUUCUGAGGAUGAAGAGGAAUCCUAUGCAACAGAGUCUAUUUUAGGUGAUUGGCUAAAAGAUAAAGAACGCUUGGAAAUAAAUAAUUUCAAAGAAACUUCUGUGUCCGAUUCUGACAUGUUCAAGAGAGACUUGCUGGAUGAAGUCACAAAACUUAACAUUGAGUCGACAAGAGAAAGCUUAGAUCGUAAACCACAAGGCUGUGAUAAAACAAUUCAUACGGAAAACCAUGUCAACAACCAUGCUGUGCACUUAAAACUUAGCAAAUUUGAUAUUCCUUCUACCAAACAAAAAGAGUCUUCUAGCAUGGAGCAAUGUGAUGUACUGGCACACAAUGUGUGUGAGAGUGAAGACAGCUAUAAAAAUAAUUCUCUUGAUUUUCAGACCAAACGAUUUGGGCUAUGUUUACCAAAAAACGAUAGUACCAAAAGAGGCAAGCGGAAAAAGGAGCAUCGAUCACUAAAAUGUGGACGAUUGCAGCCAGUUUUGCAUGAGCUAGAGUUUGUGGAAGAGGAGGACCUUUCUGAGAAGGAAGAAAGUAGUGAAGAGGAUAACAUGGACAAUUCUUUUCAUUACAGCUGCUCAAAAGACGGGCUUGAUCACAGAAAAGAAAGACAUCAGUACGUUUCAGAUAAACUGGACCCUGAUGUUUUACAAUUGCUUGAAAUGCACCUACGCAAGCAACAGCUUGUUGACAUCAAGGAAGAAGGAGAAGAAGAAAUGAUAGAUGUGCACAUUAAUAAAGAAAUGACACGUUCAGACUCUUACAAAUUAUUGCGUAAUAUACCUCCAGUUCUGGAUAUGGUUCUGGAAGAACCUGAGCUGGAACAUGCUGGAGACAUGUUAGAAGAUGGCAGCAAAACACCUUCUGAUAUAGACUCUGAUGACAGCAGUAUUGUCUGCUCUAUGGAAUUAGGUCUCAUGGAAUCUCUACAAAAUGAUUUAAUGAGUAAAAGUUCCAAGAUAGACAAACAUGAGCUAGCCACAAUUCUCUCGGAAACAAGUCCUGAUUGUCUGUCCAGAGGAAAUAAAAGCAAACAAAGGGAAGACGCCUCCUGUCAUAGUGAAUGUAAACCUAAACAUGGAAAUGUUCAAAAUCAGGAACCAAAGCCUCAGGAGGUACAAAUGAAAGAUCCAAGCAGUCAACCGAUAAUACACGAGGAUGGUCCUGAAGAUCUAGGAUCUGGCAUUGCUUCACAAGUUGUUGAAGCUGUAGAAGAUAUUAGUACAUCAUUGUACUCAGAAUCCAAUUUUUCUGAAUUAUUAAAGGACAUACCUGAACAACCCUUGGCACAUGAAAAAGAAACAGUAGAAGCACCAAUUAUUGAAAAUACUGACUUAACUGAAGCUGAGGCUGACCAAAGCUUAGACCUUCCAUCAUUAGACCUUGCCUCAGAUGUAACCCAGCAGAAAGAAUCGGAGUCAGAUACAGAAGUUGACGAGUCCAAAUUGCUUGAUAGUAGUACAUUUAAUGAUUCAGAAACCGUUUUGCCAGACUCUGCUAAGGCUGAAAACGCCUUAGAUUCACCAUGUCCUAUAUUUGACGGACAUGAGGAACCACAUGUACUUGGUCUUGAAUCUAGGAUACCCUCUGAAGAAACAGAUGGCUGUUAUCCAGGUGAUGGAGAGGAUUUUGGAAAGGAAAAUGACCACUCAGAGCAACAUGAUGGUGUAAACAGAUUUCUGACAAAUCAACAGUUAGAUCUAACAGGUGUCGACAAAGAUCUAAAAACUAUAAAGGCGAAUGUGAAGUCUCAAACGGAAUCUAGUUCUUCUGAGGCACCCUUUACUGCUGACAUGAAUACACUACACGAAGACCUCAAGCGAAAGAUCUUGUCUCUGCUAGAGAAGGCUCAUGCUGCUGACUGCAGAUCCUCUCACCUUCAAGCUGAAGCUGAGCUUCUGUUCAAAGAGAGCAUAGAGCUAAGACAUGAAUGUAAAUCCCUGUCAAAGGAGGCAGCUGAACUGCUAUCAAUAGUCACUCAGCAGGAAAUUCUACAUGGGUAUGGAAAAUACAUGCACCAAAGGAGGCAAAGCCUACAAGAUGCAGAGGCUGAAAGUAGUCUUUGUAUAAGUGACCAUAAACCAAGAACUAAGGAAACACUAAGUUUUGUUAGUAAACGUACCUCCAAGAAGAAGGCAGAGAGUCAGCUUCAAACACUAAGCAAAAAAUACAGCUUUUUACGGCAAGAGGCACCUGAGAUCAUGAGAGAGCUACAUGUCCUACAGCAGGACUUGAAGAACCUUCCUCCACAUCACAGCAAGCCUAUUGGCUUCCUGUACAAAUGGCUGUGGGGUGGCCUGAUCGCUGGUAGUACCAUGUUCCUUGUUUGGUGGAGCACAAAGCAGCUUGGCUAAGCCUGCCGGCUGCCUCUGGGAGAUUCAAUGCUUUCCUGGUGAAGAUAAACUGAAGGCACUGCACAGACCAUGCUGGAUCAGGCAUAAGACUAACAACUAGUUUAUUAUUGUGUUUUAAGUGUGAACCUUUUCCCAUUCCGGAGCGACUGCAAUUCACUGUGUCUCAGGCUUUUCUGCCGAACAACUGCUGAAGAAUGGGGGGGGGGGGGGGGCAAAUACAACAUAUCAACAUUAUCCAGAAAGCUGGCAUAGUGUUUGUCUUCAACAAAUGUUCUACUGCUGGAAUCCAAACAACGCCGCUCAAGUUGUGUGCCGCUGGCAAACAUUUGAAGUCGUCGCCCAUGCAGACUUCUGCAUCGCUUCGAAUUGUGAAGUACGUUCUUGGGAUGUGACGAAGGUUUCCAUGUGAACUUUUUUCAAUUCAUUCUUAUUAAAUUUGAACUUUUGUUCUGAAGGUCAGUAAAAGGUCAUUAUAUUCAAAGGGGAUACCCAUUUUCCCAACUUACAGCAAAGGAUCCUACCACUCCCAGCUGACCAAAGAUGUUGUUCUGAAGAGAUCAGUGCUCUCGUUUUUAGUCUCCUGGAAAGCAUCCACAGAUAGACGUUUAAAAUUCUGCCGAAAGAAGGAAAUCUGCCGUUCUUAAUACAUACAAGGACCAAUGAAGACUGACAUAUUCUGCUCGUCAAAGGAAGAGAGCAGUAUGUUUACAAAGGAAAGCAAAAACUAACACAAUCUGGAUAGAAAUGUAUUAUUAUGUAUGUCGUUAUUUUUUUUUUUUUUUUGAAGCAGUUGAACAUAAGCGAUGCUGAAAUGAACUCUAACAUUGUAUAAGUAGAAAAUAGCAUGAUCACUUUUCUGGUAAUGUCAUAUUUUGCUAUAACACAACUAUUACGAAAUGCAGUUUCUCCACAGCUGUUUUAUAUUGCUGCCUUGCUGUGUGCUUUACCUAUUAUUCUUCCCUUCUGCCUUUCCAGACAGAUGAUAUAUACACUACAGACAUGGAAUGCCAUGCUAUCUUGACUAUUGUGCCGUAACUUAUUGAACUGUGGAAUCUAUGGAAUUUUGAUAUGCAUCCUAUAAUUAAUAUGAUUUAUACAUCUAGUCAGGAGAAAUAUUUGGCCUUCUUUAUGUCAAUCCAGCAGCAUUAACGUGCCCCAAGUACUAUAGCUGACAAUUUUUCUUUUUUUUUUAUGCCAUAAAUGGAGCAAUGAAGUAAAAUGAGCCAUUGGCAUACUUUCAGAAUUUAUCAAUUAGAGGGGUCGGAAUAAUGUUUUUUUACAGACAAUUGUGCUUCGUACAUCACUCAUUGCCUUGGUCACUCCUGAAUACAAAUUAAAACACAAACACCCUGCAAAAUGGAAGCUUUAUACUUUCCUGUUUGUUGCAUGGUGUGGUAAAGUAUUCACUUUUUCAGACAAACCAACACCAAGUGGAUUCUCCACUGACAAAUGUUGGGUGGCACGCUUUAAAAUUUUCCAUGGACAAGUCUGUUGUCGGAUGAUUGCUGUUUUUCAAGCGAUCGGAAUUUCCGCUAACAGCCUGUCCUCACACAAUUCCCCUCGGAAAAUCCGAUCGUGUGUAUGAGGCUUUACAGUUCGACCAUCGUUGGAGGCAAGUACAGCAGAGAUCUGGAGAGUGCGGAAGGUGAAAAGGUGAUCUAAUACUUGAGCAGCUCUGGGCACCAAUGCUAGCCAACACUUAUGUUGAAUAAAGUGUGCCUUGUUGAACACUGAGGUUCCUCUCAUGGACCUCUACAUCACUACUAUCCCCUGUAGGGACCUAGGGUUGGAUGGGAGAAACCACAGCACUCUGCGGGGAAUAGAUAUUGUUGGGUUGAGAAAUGUACCAGAGUCUCAAGCAUGUUUUGGCUUUAGAGAGGAAGGUCCUGCCACCAGAGUGCUGGAGAUGUUCUCUCUAUAUAUUGCUGUCGAGAAUUUGGCUACACCCUCCAGCAUAAAUCUUCAGCAUUCGUCACUUUUAGGUUCAGUGGAUGCCCGCGGUUCCCCGCCACAUGCUGUAGUUUCUGCUUCCAGCCACUGCUAACUGUUGUGUCCCAAGGCACUGAAAGAGUUUUGCAAAAUACCACAUACCGUACCCAUCUGCAGGUUACAUUUCCCAAAUCACCAUACUUUAUUAAAAUAUAGUUUUAUCUGCUAUACUAAAAUACAAAUGAUAUGUGCUUUAAAAGAACCAUAUAUAGAUCACUUUAUGAUUAUUAUUUUUAUUAUUAUUGUGUAUUUGUUUUACAGAGAGUUCUUUAAUGAGCUCAUGGGAGAUAAACAAUCACAUUGAGCUUAUGCACUCUUCUUCUAUUGGUACUUAGAUUCUAACCAAUUUAAGCCAAUAUUUUCUCCAAAAAGCACAGGAAAAGUAGAAUUCCAGCUAACACCUAACAAGUCCUCAAAAUGCUCCCUCCCUACUCCUAACACCUAUACUACAAACUAACCUGUGUAAAAAAGAUUAAUAUGCUUACCUAUUUUCAGCCAGUCUGGUCAUGUGAUCUGCCUCCCCUGUGUCAGCCAGUGGCGACUUCAGACGACAGAAGGGACUGCCAACAACGCUGUACCUUGGGAGCCUAUGAGUGAUGUCAUGGCUCCUGGCUUUCCCAGUUGUUGCCAGGCACUCUUUACAUUCCCCUGUAGCCACCACUGGCUGACACAGGGGAUCACAUGACCGGAGAAACCUCAAAAUAGGCAAGAAUAUACAUAUUUUUGAGACAGAUUAGUUGGUAUAGGUGUUAGGAG